GGCAUCGAUGCAUGCGCAGCUACUCUAAUACGACACGAGCUCUUCAUCGUCGUACUUUGCAAAAAAAAAAAGAAAGCGCUAAAUAAAUAAAUACCAUGACAGUGAGGGGAAACGUGCCACAGUACUAUCUCGUACCUAUCCAACACCCAGCCAACGUCGAGGAUCGCAAGCGACAGAUCAAGACGCGCCUCGCACGGCUCGAGAACGGACAGAAGAAGCUGAAGGCUGAUCAGCGGUGGCCGACAAGGAAAUCGUUGAGUCUGCAUCUGUAUCAGCAACUCACCGCUGUGCCGGAGAUCGUCGUUCAUCCGCCCACUCCCUGUCCGCAGCAGCGGGAUGUUGAGACUGACGAUAACGCUGCGGAGGCGGUAUGGAGUUAUUCACAUUCGCAUUCCCGCUCGACCGCGGUGCGGCCCGCUCCUGCACUGCUCGCUGAGCUACUCGCACCAUCUGCCUCCCCCCGCGCAGCGUUCCCCAUCGCCGUGACGCAGCAGCAGCAGCAGCAGCGCGGGGCGCGCGCGGAUCCCGAGCCUGCUGGCACCUCCUCCACCUCCUCGUCGUCGUCAUCGUCAUUCAUCUACUUCCCCUUCCUGCCGCUAGAGCUGCGGCUCCAGAUCUGGGAGCUCGCGCUGCAGCGCCCGCGCUUCAUCGAGGCUCAGUUCGCAUCGCAGUUCUACGCCCCGACGUUCGUGGGCCCGUGUACGCGCGGCUCGCCGCUGCUGGCCGUGUGUAGGGAGAGCCGCGAGUGCGCGCUCUGCGAGGAUUUUGCCUUCUUGACACCGACCCAGCGCGACUUUGGGAAGAAGUAUCCCUCCCCCCUAUUCUGCAUUUCAGGAGAGCGCGAGCUGACGAUCGCAGGUGGAGCCGUACGCCAUUCGUGCCUAAGCCAGUGGUGGCGGAGAAGCCGCUGCCCUUCAUCCCAGAGCGAGAUACGAUCUUCUUCCGCUCGUUGGACAGGCCGCAGGGAGGCUUGCAGUCGCUGGCGUGCAGCGUGGCCGGCUUUGAGAAUAUUCAGCACUUGGCACUUCCGUUGCCGUCAAACGGCUUGUCGCUCCGGAAUGAGUGGCGGAUGUGUCUCGGCUUGUUUCGGGAUUUGAAGACCCUGACAUUCUUGGUCGGCUCAAAGGAGCAGAGCUGGGUGGAGGAUGGGGAGAUCGAAUUGCGGGAUGUGGAGGAGUGGUUCGCGGAUGGAAGGGACCGCAUGGUGAAGGUUGAUAAAUGGCUGCUGGAUGUCAGCGAGGUGGGUCCGUUCUUGAGUGGGGUAAAUUUUGAGGAGAGAAUGAGGGGUUCGUGGGAUGACGAGUGGGAAGGGAUCAACGUUAGAGUAGCGGCUUGGAAAAAAAGGCAAUGGAAUUGAUAGAUACCACGAGCAAGUUUGAAUGACCAAUA
This is a messenger RNA of Amorphotheca resinae ATCC 22711, 1389 nucleotides long. RefSeq lists its product as hypothetical. The record is from RefSeq and is a predicted model, not a curated record. Lineage: Eukaryota; Fungi; Ascomycota; Leotiomycetes; Helotiales; Amorphothecaceae. The transcript has a single exon. The coding region runs from base 96 to 1097 and encodes 333 amino acids.